This is a messenger RNA of Penicillium macrosclerotiorum, 1083 nucleotides long. Its product is annotated as fungal specific transcription factor domain-containing protein. NCBI's taxonomy places the organism in Eukaryota, Fungi, Ascomycota, Eurotiomycetes, Eurotiales, Aspergillaceae. The coding region runs from base 1 to 1083 and encodes 360 amino acids. The transcript has 2 exons. The record is from RefSeq and is a predicted model, not a curated record.
AUGGCUCAAGAUUUGGGACUCCACCGACAGGCUAAGGUCAUCCAGAAAGCGCAAUUACCACUGGAAGAGACCCUUGAUUUGCUGUGCCAUAUGGCUUUUACUCUUGGCCGACCUCGAGCAAUUAAUAACAGUGAUUGUACGGUCAUUCCACCAUCAGAUCGCGAUAUCCCUGCAGAUCCAUCGAGAACCAUUCCAACAGCUUUGUUCUCUCAUGAGCCUCCUUCAUCCUUCACACCACAUCUUUUCCAGUACGCCGUCUGUCAGCAGAUCCAUGAAGCCAUGUCGCUAGGCAUUCAUGUACGCCAUCUCGAAGAUUAUUGUUGGGUCAAGAAUUUGCAUGAACGCAUCUUGACCCUACUAAGAAAUUUACCUCCCGUGCACAGAGUGGUAAACCCAGACACGUCCUGGGAUUUAACCCAUACGCACAUUCCUAAACAACGUCAACAAAUAGCAACCGCCGCGCAUUCAUUCCUGCUGGCCCUACACAAACCGCAUUCAAAGACACAUUUGGCCAGCCGUAAUGCUGCGAUUGAAUCGGCGCUUUCCAUAUUGGAUGCACAAGAACGCCUCUUCGACCUUAUGGCCACGCAGUAUUCUAAUAUCUAUGCCCUCUCUGUCUACACUGUUGACGCCUCUACUUUCCUGUCUGUCAUCACUCUUCAAUACCCACCAUCAGAUUCUGCUCUGUCAUAUCGGAUUGAUCAUGCAAUCGAGAAGGCUAGACAUCGUCUUGAUCUGGUGAAAGAAAGGUUGUCUCUAGCAAGUUCAGCGUUACAGGUUUUGAAUCUCUGCCAUCUCAAAAAGCAGUCUUUAUCACAGCCCGAGUUUCAAGCGCCCGGACUUGCGACUCAUCAACCCAGCCAGAUAGUGGAUACUGCUGCUUCAGGCUGGAUGGGUAUCGGAUACCCGUCUAAUACUACCACGGCAAGUCCCGCAGAUUUCCAUGUAUCCGGUACCAUGUUAUCUUUUGAACCCAGCCACAUCGACAGUGCGGUGAUGUCUGAUGAUUUCACUCUGUCAAAUUUCGACAUUGAGUCGUGGGUGCAACAGAUGGGCCAGAUGGACGGUGUGAAAUGGGAUUAA